AAGGUUCUAAAAAAUGUGAUAUGUGCAUAAAAAAAAAUAUUGAUUGUAUAAUAUACAAACCGAAAUUAAAAGACUUGGAAAUAAAAAGAUUGUAUAAAUUAGUAAAAAAUCAGGAGGAAGAAAUUUCAACUCUUAAAAAACGAUUG
This is a messenger RNA of Racocetra persica, 146 nucleotides long. The record is from the annotation of a GenBank genome assembly. Lineage: Eukaryota; Fungi; Glomeromycota; Glomeromycetes; Diversisporales; Gigasporaceae.